UUUAAUUUUUUUUUGAUUUUGCCCUUCAUCCCUCUCCCUUCUUCUUCUCCAUCGCUUCCGGUGCGGCAGCUAAAGUGAACCGCUAUGCAACCUGUAAGUUGCAGAGUGGCAAUGAUUUUGAUAGGCAAUGGCGACUACACAGUUGUCGGUGGAAAAUUCGACCCUCUUUCCUUCUUCUCAACCCAGAACUCGCCUCUCUCUGCGACAAACAUUCUCGGAAGAUGAUGAUGCCGGUGGUAAUUUUCUGUUCACCGAAGAUGAAGGAAGGAAAAGCAGAGGAAGAAGGAGAAAGAGAAGAAAACUUGGCCGUCUGUAUCCGAGUAAGUGGAGGGGUCUGCCGCUGCUGCAACUUGCAGGAGAUGGAAUGGGGGAGAAGGAGAGAGAGAACGAAGGGGGAGGAAGAGAGAAAGAGAGGGAGGGGGCCAUUCGCCGGUGGCUGCUGUCGCCUGCGACGGCUGGAUUCCGGGUUUGCAGGCUGCACAACCGUUCUCGUUGGCAUGUCGCCUUGCUUGAACUACAUUACUGGAAACUCAUCAACCCCAUCUUCCUCAUGCUGCUUGCAGCUUGCUAGUGUUGUAAAAUCGAAUCCACGGUGCCUGUGCGACGUCCUUAAUGGUGGCGUCUCAUCACUGGGAAUCCAAAUUAACCAAACUCAGGCCUUGACUCUCCCCAAUGCUUGCAAUGUCCAAACUCUGCCGGUUAGUGCAUGCAACAGUAACUCAUUUUGGGUUGUUUCCCCAACUGCAUCACCAGCAGGGACGCCAGAUACCAAGACCACACCAGCAGUUCCAGCUGCAAACCCAGAAUCCAAAGCUACACCAGAAGGGCUCGUCGCAGGCACAGCCAUCGCAGGCGACGGCAGCCACCGGCGAAGGGGACGAAGGGGAAAAAGAGCAGCGAGCAAAAUAACCGCCAUUGCCUCCGUUCUCAGUUCGAGUUGCAGCGGCAGCGGCGGCGAUGCAACUCGAACCAUUGAUAACAUUGCUACCUUUGUUGCGUACAUAUUCAGCGACCUCCUUCUUCUUCUCUGUCCGAACCCAGAACAGAGCAGCGACGGAUUUUGGGUUUGCUAGAUCCAAAUCAAAGCACUUUCUCUGUUUCACCUCUCCGUGGUUCCCCUGAACUGUAGUCUGACCUUUCUACCUUACUUUUUCUCCACUUCACCUAAUUGAACUCUCCCUUCUCUAUUUCCUGUACAAAAUUCUCCCUUCUCCACUUUCCCCUUGGGCCAUUUUUCUGGAACGAACUGUUCCUUUCUCCAUCUCCUCCUUCCUCCAUCUAUCAGGAACUAACUCUCCCUUCUCAGCUUCUCUUUUUUUUUUUUUUUUUCAAUUUAUCUGAAACAAACUCACCGUUCUCCAACUCUGCUUUCGGGCCCUUCGUUAAACACAAUUCUCCGUCCUCCAUUUCAUCCUUUGGCAGAGUUGGAAUCUCGUCCUCGAUUUCAACCGUGGGUGGCUUUCUGGGUUCUCCUUGAAGAUUUAAGAUCUGGGUUCUCCUUGCAGAUCUCAGAUGGACGGUGAGUACCUACAUUGAAGCGGCGGACGGUGGGCUAGAUCUCAGAUCUGGGUUAUCCUUGCAUAUUUGAGAUCUCCAACCUUUCUCACCGUCGCACUGCCUUCCGGAAAUUGCAAUGUAAGGGUAGAAGUUUUUCAGGGAGAGAGAGGGAGCACGAAUAUUAAAGCUGCUAUUUGAUUCAAAAAUUGGUUUGUAUCAGGUAUAUACCAAGACCUCUGCAACUUCCACCAGAAAACCAGGGCCUCGUUGGUAUCAAGUAAAGCUUUGAAAAAGCUUGGAAAUCGGGUUUUUUA
Nelumbo nucifera (sacred lotus) is the source of this 1811-nucleotide messenger RNA. Lineage: Eukaryota; Viridiplantae; Streptophyta; Magnoliopsida; Proteales; Nelumbonaceae. The record is from RefSeq and is a predicted model, not a curated record.